AUGGCCGACGUUGCCAACCUCGAGGCCGCCCUAGAGCGCACCACGAUUCACGAUGAGAACGAAGACCAGGUCGCGUCUAGCGCGACAAACUCCAAGGCGAAGAAGCCAUCGGUAGCCGGUCUAUCGUCUUCGCAAUCAGCAGCCAACCGCAUGAAGCUGCCCCAUCAGAUGCCACUGCAGAAGAUCGCAACACAGAAUGCAAAGACGGCAAACAUGGCCAAGGCCGCCCUUGCAGAGACCGCCAGCCGGCCGUCAGAGCAACAAGUUUCGACUCACCGCCGCACCCAGACCGAGUCGGCCAUCUACAGCGUCCCCAGGAAUCCGGCAGCACCCAAACAAUGGCAUCUUGGCAUGUUCGAGAUUGGCAAGCCCCUGGGAAAGGGCAAAUUUGGUCGUGUUUAUCUCGCCAAGGAACGCUCCAAGGGCUUUGUUUGUGCGCUCAAGGUUCUCCACAAGUCUGAGAUUCAACAAGGCAGGGUCGAGCUUCAGGUGAGGCGAGAGAUUGAGAUUCAAUCACAGCUCGCCCACCCCAACAUCCUGAAGCUGUUUGGCCACUUCCACGACGCCAAGCGCAUCUUCCUCAUUUUGGAGUUUGCUGGAAAGGGAGAGCUAUACAAGCAUCUCCGCAAGGAACAGCGCUUCCCGGAAUGGAAAGCUGCCCAGUACAUUGCCCAAAUGGCUGCUGCGCUCAAGUACCUCCACAAGAAGCACAUCAUGCACCGCGAUAUCAAGCCUGAGAAUAUUCUCGUCGGUAUCCACGGCGAAAUCAAGAUUUCGGAUUUUGGUUGGUCAGUCCAUGCACCCAACGACCGCCGCAAAACAAUGUGCGGAACUCUGGACUAUCUCCCACCAGAGAUUCUUCGCAACAAGAUCAAAGGCCCUUCUGAGAGCAUUCCCUACAACAACAAGGUUGAUCUGUGGAGUCUGGGUGUGUUGACGUACGAGUUCCUGGUGGGCGAGGCACCGUUUGAGGACCCUCCGGCCAUGACCGAGUGCAGAAUUGUAAGGGCAGACUACAAGGUACCAAAGUAUGUCAGCCCAGAAGCGCGAGAUCUGAUUAAGCGGUUGCUUGUUCUGAAUCCUGAGGAGCGCAUUGCGCUGGAGGAUGUUGAGAAGCAUCCGUGGAUCAUUAAGCACUGCAAAGGCAGCGCCAGGGCGUAUGAACGUACUUCUGCUAAGAGCCGCGGUGGCUCAGAGGCGUCUCAGGAGAGCGUCUGA
Molecule: messenger RNA, 1218 nt
Organism: Exserohilum turcica Et28A
Lineage: Eukaryota; Fungi; Ascomycota; Dothideomycetes; Pleosporales; Pleosporaceae
Exons: 2
Coding region: 1-1218 (405 amino acids)
Biological process (GO): mitotic spindle organization; protein phosphorylation; regulation of cytokinesis
Cellular component (GO): chromosome passenger complex; spindle midzone; spindle microtubule
Molecular function (GO): ATP binding; protein kinase activity
Source: RefSeq, a predicted model, not a curated record